AUGGUUCAAUUCAAUUAUCAGGCGCCUUGGGUACCUGUUUUGAACAACUGCAUAGACAAUGAACUUGCAGCCACUGAUAACAAACCACCAUUCACCACAUUCCAGAUCGCCACAAUAGACUCCAAGACAGGGUACCCAAAUAGUCGGACGGUAAUUUUUAGAGGCUGGCUAUUCAACAAUAAGUCAAGUAAUGUUAUAACAUUUACUACAGACAAGAGGAUGGACAAGUAUCAGGAGUUGUUGCAAAACGAUAAAGUUGAGGCUGUAUUCUGGUUCAGCAAUAUUAGAAAGCAGAUUAGAUUUAGAGGCAGAGCCAGGAUAUUGGAUGAUGAGCACCAUCCCAAUAUUGACAUAAAGCAUAUGAAGGAGGAAAUCAAUGGCAACUUGGUAUCGCACCAGUCAAGUACCAGUUUAUCAACACAAUCUACACAGAAACAACCUAUCAAAACUCCGUUGUUAUCACCAACAUAUGCAGCAAACAACACGGCACAAGAAGAGUUUGAUGCAGCAGAUUUUGUGCCGCCAACAGAUGAGGAAUGGGAACAGGAGUUGCAAAGAUACUGGGAUGGUCUUUCCAAGCCAAUGAAGACUAGUUUUAGGAAACCAGCACCUAAAAGUCCCAUGACGGAAGAGAACCAGAAAUUGAUCAGCAAGAUCCAACGAGGAGUGGAUGGGAAGAAAUCUGACGAUGGGUUAAAAAAUUUCGCUGUGGUGGGUAUAUUUGUCAACUAUGUUGAUUACUUUGAGCAGGAUAAGGACAAACGGUUUAUAUACGAGUUGGAGGAAGAGAACCAGCACCAAUGGACUGAAACCGAAGUGUGUCCGUGA
Lodderomyces elongisporus is the source of this 828-nucleotide messenger RNA. RefSeq lists its product as uncharacterized. The record is from RefSeq and is a predicted model, not a curated record. The transcript has a single exon. Gene Ontology annotation, molecular function: FMN binding. Bases 1 to 828 code for a protein of 275 amino acids. Lineage: Eukaryota; Fungi; Ascomycota; Pichiomycetes; Serinales; Debaryomycetaceae.